UGUAAUUUUGCAGUUUGCUUUCUUAUUCAAAGAUUCACUUUGAUUUCUUUCAUUUCUUUCUGUAAGUUUUUUGGUUCACAAAACUGAUAAUAUAUAUAGUACUUGCUAUUUUUGGAAUUUGAUUUGAAGUGCAAGGAGUUCAGCUGGCUUGUGGUCUUCGAAUGCUCCUUUGGGUGGAUUUUUUUUUUCCUUGUCUACUUUCUCUCUCCUGAACUUUCAUUUUCCGCCUUUUUCGUUCGGAUAACGACAGCGUUUGGUUGCUGGGAAAAUGUUGCGGAAGGAAGGACACUAGAAUUUUGAAUCUAAUAGUAUUCAUUUCUGGUGUUUGUCCCUUUCUCCAUCACUACUCAAUAGCUUGCAGUACAUGCAUUUGCUUGAGUAACUUCACAGAUAGAAAAAGCAAGUCCCUUGAAUAUUUCACAUGGAGCAAUAUGAAGUACUGGAGCAAAUAGGCAAGGGAUCAUUUGGUUCAGCUCUUCUCGUGAGGCAUAAACAUGAAAAGAAGAAGUAUGUGUUGAAAAAGAUCCGCCUUGCCCGGCAGACUGAUAGGUCACGCCGUUCUGCGCAUCAAGAGAAGGAGCUUAUUUCUAGAAUUCGAAAUCCAUUUAUUGUAGAGUACAAAGAUUCCUGGGUAGAGAAGGGUUGCUAUGUAUGCAUUGUCAUAGGUUACUGUGAAGGAGGAGACAUGGCAGAAGCCAUAAAGAAAGCUAAUGGAGUGCUUUACCCAGAGGAGAAGCUCUGCAAGUGGCUUGUGCAACUUCUGAUGGCACUUGAUUACUUGCAUAUGAAUCAUAUUCUUCAUCGUGAUGUCAAGUGUUCAAAUAUCUUUUUGACGAAGGAGCAAAACAUUCGUCUUGGUGAUUUUGGACUUGCCAAAAUAUUGACUUCGGAUGACUUUACUUCCUCUGUUGUGGGAACUCCCAGCUACAUGUGUCCUGAGCUUCUUGCUGAUAUACCUUAUGGUUCAAAAUCAGAUAUUUGGUCAUUGGGAUGCUGUAUAUACGAAAUGACUGCACUGAAGCCUGCAUUUAAAGCCUUCGAUAUGCAAGCUCUGAUUAACAAGAUAAAUAAAUCUAUAGUUGCUCCACUUCCAACUAAAUAUUCUGGUGCCUUCCGAGGUCUUGUCAAAAGCAUGCUGCGAAAGAACCCAGAGCUUAGACCGAGUGCUGCGGAGCUUCUCAGGCACCCAUAUCUAGAGCCUUAUGUCUUCAAGAUUCAUCUUAAGAUCAAUAGCCCUAGGCAUAAUGCACUUCCUGUCCAGUGGCCUGAAUCCAAUUACAUAAAGAAAACACGAUUUGCAGAUGCAGAAGAGCUCUCUCUUAAAUCUUACAGGAAGAAGCGACAUUCAUUCAGCAAUGAUAGGGCAUUAAACCCCAAUAUAUCUGUAGGAGAGCAGGAUUCCUUUUGUUCUACGAAAGGAAUACAUGGUAGGUUGUCAGAGUUAUCCAUUGGAAGUAGCAAUGAUGGAACAGUUAUUUGUAAAUCAAUCACUGUUUCAAAACCUUCAAAUAUUGCCAAGGCUUCAAAACUCACUCCCACAAAAGCUUCUGUCACAACUAGGAGACGAACUGAGCCUGUGAAGAAACGUGAAUCUCUUCCUAUUACACGCACUCCCACAAAAACAUCAGUUCCUACAAAUCGCAGAUCAUCUCUCCCACUGCCAACAAGAUCUACAAAUAUCAGAACCCUUCAUGAUAUAAAAUCUCCAGAUGUCUCUGUCAAUGCUCCACGAAUUGAUAGAAUAGCUGAAUUCCCAUUAGCUUCAUAUGAAGAGACAUUCUUUCCUGUCCGCAGAACUUCAUCAACUUCAGCUCAAGGAUCAAGUGGCACUCCCCGUCAUGGGGACUACUCAAUCACAAAAGACAAAUGCACAGUUCAGGUUGACAGAAGCUCUGCCAGGCCCACUUUCAAUGACGAAUGGCAAGGAAUUGAACAUGGCAUGUUUCAGGUAGAUGAAGAUGAAGGAAGCAAUUCCUCUAAUCAAAAUGCAACAGCAGGUGCAUCAAGCCGUACCUCAUCAGACACAAGGCGUUGUAGGUUUGACACCUCAUCAUUCAGGCAACGUGCUGAAGCUCUGGAAGGGCUGCUUGAAUUUAGUGCAAGAUUACUGCAAGAUGAAAGGUAUGAAGAGCUUGGUGUGCUACUAAAGCCUUUUGGGCCUGGUAAGGUUUCCCCCAGGGAAACUGCUAUAUGGCUGACAAAAAGCUUCAAGGAGAAUACUCUAAAAGCUGAAGAAUUAUAGAAACUGAUUCAUUGUGUACCAUAGUUGUAGCUGUGACAGUUUUAGAGCUUGAUCUAUCAGCUUUUCAUCAAUGAUCUAUGAAGAGGCACACAAUACUUAGGUAGAUGUUUAGGUUGUAAAUUUCAAUGCCCCUGAUCUCUUCUCAUUUUUUUGUUUAUUCAAAUAGGCAACGUUAUAUUAUGGAUUCGAACAUUUCUGCAGAUGAGUUUGAGCAAAGGGAAGUAGUAAAGCUGUAAUUUGACAUUAUGUAUGAGAUAGAUCCAUGGAGAAUUUGCAGUGAUUAGACCUGUCAUUUGUUUUU
Messenger RNA from Manihot esculenta (cassava), 2543 nucleotides. Its product is annotated as serine/threonine-protein kinase Nek2. Bases 422 to 2242 code for a protein of 606 amino acids. NCBI's taxonomy places the organism in Eukaryota, Viridiplantae, Streptophyta, Magnoliopsida, Malpighiales, Euphorbiaceae. The transcript is spliced from 16 exons. Gene Ontology annotation, molecular function: ATP binding; protein kinase activity. The record is from RefSeq and is a predicted model, not a curated record. Gene Ontology annotation, biological process: protein phosphorylation.